Messenger RNA from Prunus avium (sweet cherry), 879 nucleotides. The record is from RefSeq and is a predicted model, not a curated record. Lineage: Eukaryota; Viridiplantae; Streptophyta; Magnoliopsida; Rosales; Rosaceae.
GAUUUUGGCCAAUGUGAUGCAAAAAAGUGCACAGGACGCAAGCUUUCAAGAUUUGGGUUUUUGAAAGAAUUGCGUGUCAAUAAUGGUUUUGGAGGCAUUGUUUUGAGUCCAGUUGGGACGCUUUGUGUCUCAAGAGAAGAUUAUAGCUUAAUCCAGAGAAAGGGAUUAGCUGUUGUGGAUUGCUCUUGGGCACGCUUGGAUGAUGUACCGUUCGUGAAGCUGCGUUGCACUGCUCCUCGCCUCUUGCCUUGGCUUGUAGCAGCAAAUCCGGUAAAUUAUGGUCGACCCUGUCAACUAUCUUGUGUGGAGGCAUUAUCUGCAGCUUUAUUCAUAUGUGGAGAAGAAGAAACUGCAAAUUUGUUGCUUGGAAAGUUCAAAUGGGGUCAUGGUUUCUUGUCCCUCAACAGGGAACUUCUAAAGGCAUACUCUAAAUGUGAAAAUAGUGCUGAUAUUAUUUCAGUCCAAAAUGAUUGGCUUUCACAAAAUAGUCAACUUCCAAAGGUUCCUGCAGAAGUGAAAGGAGCAGACGAGUCAUCCCUCAUUGAAGAUGAGGGCUCUUAUGAUUCCGACGAUGGACUUCCACCACUGGAAAGGAAUAUGAAUCAUUUAGACAUACAGGAAAGUGAUGAUGAAAGUGAGUAACGAAGGGAAAAUGUUAUAUUUCCAGUGUGAUUUAAUAUGUAAAAAAUGCUCUUAAAGACUUUUUCUAGCUGACUAUACUAAUAUAUCUAAUCAGCACGUGAUUUUGGCUUUUGGUAUGUGCUGAGGUUUGUUUUAUUAAUUAUUGUAAUUUCAAUUCUUUUUGUUUCAUGCCAACUAAAAUCCUUUUGCUCCCCGAGUGACGAUUUUUACGUUUAUGGCCAUGUUUGUCAAUUGCAA